CGGGGCCUGUGGCCUGUGCUUCCUCUGCUGUCUGUGCUGGAUGAGGUGUUGCUACCUGUGCUGUGUGUGGGGUCUGUGCUGCCUCUGCUUCCCGGCGGCGGGCCCCGUGCGCUGGGUCUGGUGUGUGUCGGUGUGUGUCCCCCACUGUCUGUUUCCUGUGUCCCUGCCCUUUUUCUCUCUUUUUUUUCCCUUUUUGGUGCUGAUUUCAUUUCGUCUUACCAUCAAUUCUCUUCAUCCCUCUCCAUCUCUACACCCUCACAAUGACCAUCAGAAAAAAGCUCAAACGAAAGGCUUCUGCCUCUAACAACGUCUGCAACUCUUCCACUGCUGCUGCUACUGACCAGUCGAGAAAGAAAUUGAAACUGUCCAUGAAAAUGAAAAAGAAACAUACUUCUCAAUUUAAGAUUAAUUCCAACAAUAAGAAAAGCAUAUCUAAAAAAAUCAAGACUAAAAGUGUGCCCAAAAACAUUUCUAAAAACAUACUCAACAAUAAAUUGAACUACACCAUAAUGAAAGACUACUAUUCUUCAGAUUCUGAUGAAAACUACGAUCACGAUUACGACCAUGAUUACAAUUACGAUUAUAAUCACAACAAUUACAACUACAGCCAUUACAAUAACUAUAAAAGCAAUAAUAUCUUCGACAAUAGCCUGUUUUCAAACAUGGUGGAUUCUGACACAGAUUACUCGUCAAAUGACGAAUCAACUCAAAAUGACUUUAUCAAUUUAAAUACCAACAUCGUCAAUAGCAGCAUUAUCAACAAUAUCAACAAUAUUGCUACCAAUAAUACUCCCACUAACCCCAGUUUUAAUACUAAUACGAGUACUACUACGAGUGCUAGUACUACUAAUACUAAUACUAAUACUAAUACAACUAACAAUACCAUUGCCAAUAAUACUGAUGCUAAUGCAAAUAACAACAAUACUGAUCCCAAUGCUGAUAAUGACAAUUCCCUACUAAUAAAUGACGAAAAAGAUGCUAUAAAUCUCAUCAACAAUCAAGUCUUAUUUAACCUCUUCUUAACCACUCUAUCUCCUCUCACCACUACAAAUACCACCAAUAAUAAUGCAAAUAUUAACAAUACUUCCAAUAUACCAAUAACAAAUAACAACUACAACGAUAUCUUUGAAGACGAUGUGUCUCUUUCUGAAUAUGACUACGAUCACAUAUGACAAAUAUCUCGUCUCAAUUUAUCGGCUUGUUAACUAAUUUAUGAUCCUUUACCUUCUUCAUAUUCGUUUUCUUAUUUAGUCUCAUUUAUUUUGAUAUUCAUACUUAUACUCACUUAUUAUCAUAUUCUCAUUUAAUUCUCAAUUUUAUUGUUAAUUAUCUUUCCCAUCCAGCAUAAAUGUUAUCUCCACUGAUCUUCCUAAUUCAUUAACAAUACUAAUGUUUUUAAUAUCAUCAUUUUCAUUGAUUUAUCAAUCUUUCAAUUCCAUUUUGUUUUCUUUUUUUAUUUGUUUGUUUCCUUCUUUCU
This is a messenger RNA of Ascoidea rubescens DSM 1968, 1477 nucleotides long. RefSeq lists its product as uncharacterized. The coding region runs from base 261 to 1172 and encodes 303 amino acids. NCBI's taxonomy places the organism in Eukaryota, Fungi, Ascomycota, Saccharomycetes, Ascoideales, Ascoideaceae. The transcript has a single exon. The record is from RefSeq and is a predicted model, not a curated record.